AUGACGACAAACGCGAACAGAUUCUCGACAUAUACCACUACCUCUGUGGGUACAGGUCCGGACAGCAGAGAUGGCGAGCAAAAGAAGGACAUGUGGAGUUCCAUGCUGGACUCGGUCGCCAGCGGCAAGAGAUUACCCGAGAAGAACCUCCUUGUCCUCGGCGGCUCCGUCAGCUCACAACGCGACUUCUUGGAAUCUCUCUCGGCCAACCAAUCCCGGGCUAGCUUAGAGAACCAAGACCAUAAAGUGCCGCCUGUUGCCAAUAGCUUCGCCCUGGGAUAUACAUAUUACCAUGUCUUGGAUGCGGAUCAGGAAGACGUUCUCGCGCGCAUUUCGCUAUAUCUGCUGAGCAGGCCGUCUGCUUCUUUCACGUCGCUUCUCCAACCACUCCUCACUCCGCAAACGAUACCAAACACCUUGAUAGUAAUUUUGCUCGACUGGUCACAGCCAUGGCUAUGGAUGCGCCAGUUACGAGAAUGGCUUCUCCUACUCAAGACGGUCAUCAUGUCGCUGAGCCCAGAAUGCAAGGAGGCAAUGGAAGAGAAUAUGAAUAGUUGGAGAGAGAGGGGCCGCACGGGAGGCUCGAUCAACCUUGACGGCACAAGCGCUGGCGUCGCAGCUGAAGGCAAUGUUACCAUUCCACUCGGGCCAGGCGAGUGGGACGAAGCCAUGGGCUUGCCACUGUGUGUUGUUUGUCAGAAUACUGCCAAUAUUGACAACCUGGAGAAGACGCAAGGUUGGAAGGAAGAAAAGUUCGACCUUGUCCUUCAGUAUCUUCGUACCGUUCUGCUCAGACAUGGUGCUUCGCUUGUAUAUACCUCGCCAUCCAUGUCGUCUCCGCUGCAAAGUCUGGUCCACGCAAGUCUGGGUAUCCGGUCGUUGUUGAAACGAGAAGCCCUCAACGCGAACGUAAUAGACAGGGACAAGAUCCUCGUGCUCCCGAACUGGGAUUCGUGGGGCAAGAUCCGCGUGUUGCGGGAUGGGUUUGACGUCGAAAGUGUCAGCAAUGGCUGGGCUGUGGACCUCGACCAAACAUUUCCCACCGCCAAGAGCAACAGCCUGCCAACUCUAGAGAACGACGCGAUGGACGCGACAGCCAAUGAAGCUUCCGUGGUAGAUGCGUACGAGGCAGAAGUUCAAGACUCAAGUCUCGAUGCGCUGCAGCUGGCACAGAACGCUCAAGACAAUUCGAAGCUGGAAGUUCCUUCGGUCGACACUCAAGCAUUCUUGGCCCAGCAGAUGGACAGGCUUGAGCAGCAGAAGAAAGCCGACGACAAGGCUGGCAAGGACAACUCUUUUGCACAGGGCGUUUCCGAUGACAUGAUCAGCGAUCACAUUGGUCCUGUUCAGUUCAAUAUGGGUGGCAUACAGGUAGACGCAGACGACAUGGUGCAGCGCCUGAAGGAUCGACAAGCUUAUGGGCAGUCGCCCGAACCCCUGGGCGUGGGAGACGAGGAAGAUGCUGCAGAUGCCCAAGCACCAGUAGACACGGACACUUUGGCCAAGUUCUUCGGCAACCUCAUGAACCGCAAGCCGGCUGCCGGAGGCAAUGCGGCGAAGCCAUGA
Molecule: messenger RNA, 1566 nt
Organism: Microdochium trichocladiopsis
Lineage: Eukaryota; Fungi; Ascomycota; Sordariomycetes; Xylariales; Microdochiaceae
Product: dynein light intermediate chain-domain-containing protein
Exons: 6
Coding region: 1-1566 (521 amino acids)
Biological process (GO): microtubule-based movement; microtubule cytoskeleton organization
Cellular component (GO): cytoplasmic dynein complex; centrosome
Molecular function (GO): dynein heavy chain binding
Source: RefSeq, a predicted model, not a curated record